GAAACGACCACUGGACGUCUUUGGCGUGUAAUAGACUCCUAGAAAAAUUGCAUACUUUGUAUCAUGGCUUCCUCAGUGUUCUACAAGUUCAAGUCGCAGAGGGACGAGUCUCGCGUGAACUUUGACGGAACGGGUAUCUCUGUAUUCGACCUCAAAAAAGAGAUCAUCCUGGCCAAUAAUUUGGGUAAGGCGAAUGACUUUGACCUUGUCAUCUUGGACCCCUCGUCGAAUGAAGAGUACAAGGAUGACACACACGUCAUCCCCCGUUCCUCGUCAGUCGUCGUGAAGCGUGUCUUUGCGAAGCCCGGGAAGGGCAAAGCGGCGAUGUACAUCGCCGGUGCAACAGGUUCUUCCACAGCGACCUCCGAAUCGUCUAAAGGUGCCCAAGGCGCUGGCGGCUCGCACUCUUGGCAUAGAGGGAACAUUUCGAAGCGGUUCGAUGGCAAGGAAGAACCGCCGAGCAGUGCCUCUAAGACAACUGCGCCUGCACCGCCCAUCAAACCCAGCACGAUUACCAAGGACGACGAGGCCGCAGCCAUGGCCGCCAUGUUCCAAGCCCAGACAGCGAAUUGGGAGGAAACUCAGGAAAAGAUGUCUCAAGCCCAGCGCAUAUAUUCGAACCCACGAGGCGGAGGACCUGGCCGCGGCGGAAAGCCGUUCCAACACCAUCACAUCGAUCGCCCCCUCCCACCGAGUUACGUCUGCUACCGGUGUGGACAGAAAGGUCACUGGAUUCAAGACUGUCCGACGAACAAUGACCGCGAUUAUGACAACCGGCCGCGCAUUAAGCGGACGACAGGUAUCCCUAGGAGUUUCUUGAAAGCUGUCGAGAACCCGGUGACUGGUCACAUCGGACAUGGCGUCAUGGUCACUCCCGAAGGUGGUUAUGUCGUCGCGCAGCCAGACGUCGCCUCAUGGCAAAAGCAAGUCCAAAAGCCCAAGGGUCUUACGGAGGCAGAAGUCCGGGAACGCACCCCAUCGAACCCGUCAUUAAUUUGCCCUAUUGACAACAAGCUAUUCAAGGAUGCGGUGAAGACCCCGUGCUGCGGAACUAUCUACUGUGAAGAAUGCAUCCAGACCCACCUGCUGGAGCGCGACUUUAUAUGCCCCAACUGCGGGACAAAGAUCGCAUCACUGGAUAAGCUCAUCACCGACAAGCCGACGCGCGCGAGGGUCUUUGAUUAUGUUGACAAGGAGAUUGAGAAGAGCAGGAACGAGAGCCAGAUCGAGAUGACAACACGCAGCUCAACGCCCGCUGCUGGCGGCGACAGGCCUGCGGAAGGCUCUGGCGAGCAACAGCACCAGGAUCAAGAAUAUUAUGGCGAGCAGCAGCCUGGCGGUGACUUUGAUGUCUCACAGAUGGUUGCCGCCAGCAUCCCGCAGCUGCAGGCGCAGAUCCAACAACUGAACAUGAUGCUCAACAACCCGACGCUCCCGCCCCAGGUCCGGCAACAAACCGAGAUGAAGUACCAGCAGCUGCAAAUGGAGCUGCAGCAAGCGCAGAUCGCGAGCGCGCUCAUCCAGGCGAGCUCCGCCGUCGCGGCUGCGAACGCGAUGCCCAUGCAACAGAUGCCCCAGCAGUACAUGCAGCAACAGCAGCAACAAUGGUCUACGAACCCGUUCUCAAACCAGCAGCCUGCCGGGCAGGAUUCGGCAUACCAGCGUCUCCCGCUGAACAACAGGCGGAGGAACCUCAAGCGCGAGAGGCCUUCGGAUUUCUUGGAGGUCGCUGGUGAGAGCGAGGCGAAGGUACCGCGGUAUUGGGAGUAGAUGGCUGCCGUUGAACGCGUUUAGCGGGAUUCGUUGUGCUUGGUUUUUCUUCGCAUGUGUUACACAUUGUAUAUCCGAUCCCUUAAUAUAUGCUU
Molecule: messenger RNA, 1865 nt
Organism: Phanerochaete carnosa HHB-10118-sp
Lineage: Eukaryota; Fungi; Basidiomycota; Agaricomycetes; Polyporales; Phanerochaetaceae
Exons: 7
Coding region: 64-1770 (568 amino acids)
Biological process (GO): protein ubiquitination; mRNA processing; ubiquitin-dependent protein catabolic process
Cellular component (GO): nucleus
Molecular function (GO): nucleic acid binding; ubiquitin protein ligase activity; zinc ion binding
Source: RefSeq, a predicted model, not a curated record